AUGUCGCUGGUGAAAAUCAACGUGAUGGCGUCGGAACCUGCCAGGCACUUUACAGAUUUACCGGUGGAGCUCUUGGGAUUGAUUGUCGCCGACCUUAGCGGUUCCUCUCUCAGCUCUUUCUCUUUAGUCAAUAAGAAAUGCCGAGCCGUGAGCGUAUCUUAUUUAUUCCACAUGAUAACGGUGAACUUUUCGGAGCGUGGUUUGUAUUGCCUAGAGAUGAUAUCGGAAUCACCUCUAGCGUCGCAUGUGAAGAUGCUCCAUUAUAGCGCAUCCGAGUUGGUUGAUCCAUUGAUCCAACAUUGGGACUACUUCACUGCUUGCAUAUAUACACCACAGGAAUAUGCUAGGGACCAUAAGGAUUUUCGCUGGGGCCUUCGAGGCAGGGAAUUCUCUUAUACCGCGAUACACUCCUAUUUCAGUUGGCUUGCUAAAGCCCAGCACACACUUCUGCACGGGCGAAAUGAUAUACGCAUAUUUUGCAAGUCUCUUUCCCGUCUCUGUGGCUUGAAGGCAGUCAAGCUUUCAUUUGAUGCGCUCAAGGAAGACCAGUUUCUUUGGUUUGCAAACCGUAUCUAUGUCGAUUGGAAAGACUCGUUUCCAAUCCAUCUGGAGACGGUUCUCAGAUCCAUGGUGACUGCUCGCGGUCAAGGUAUUUUGAUCGAAGCGAUGGAAAUCGAAGGUUUCUAUGCUAAAUUGGUUGCUACUGAUGUUAACCUCAUGGGGACGGCGGCUGAUGCUCUUACGCAUGUCAAGGCUCUCAAGCUGGUGGAUAGCUUUAGCCUUCUAGAUUUCAUGUCGGAUGUUGCUAUGCCGUCCCUGCGGAGACUUGACCUAGCAAAUUGUUGGCUGGUGGGCCCGGAUCUUGCUAGAUUUAUGGAAUGCCAUGCUAGUGUCCUGCGACAACUACACCUGCGGAACAUUUGUCUCCCACACGAGAAGCUCAGGGAAGCCUGUUCAUGCUCAAAGUGUGCUCAAGCGCUGAUGGAUGUUCUCUCUGGUAUCCAAAACACUAGUAUAUUUGAUGAGCUCACAAUCAUUCGAGAUCUUGAAAACGAAUGA
Molecule: messenger RNA, 1059 nt
Organism: Penicillium alfredii
Lineage: Eukaryota; Fungi; Ascomycota; Eurotiomycetes; Eurotiales; Aspergillaceae
Exons: 2
Coding region: 1-1059 (352 amino acids)
Source: RefSeq, a predicted model, not a curated record